AUGGGACUUAUGUCCUACUUUCUCGGCUUGGAGGUGAAACAAGGAGUUGAUGACAUAUUUAUGUCUCCAGAACAAUAUGCAAAAGAGGUCCUCAAGAGAUUUAGAAUGGAUGAUUGUAAUCUAGUUAACACACUGGUGAACUGUGGAACAAAGCUAUCCAAGAGUGACGAAAGAAAGACGGUUGAUCCCACACGUUUCAAAAGUUUGGUGGGAAGCUUGCGGUACAUAACUUGCACUCGACCGGAUAUAUUAUAUGGAGUUAGUCUUGUGAGCAGGUUCAUAGAAGAGCCUAAAGAGACUUAUUGGAAGGCAGUCAAGCGAAUCCUUCGUUAUGUCCGAGAUAGUGAUUGGGGUGGAGACUGUGAUGACCAGAGAAGCACUUCCGACUUUGCAUUUUUCGUUGGAGAUAUAUCAUUUUCUUGGAUGUCAAAAAAAUAA
This is a messenger RNA of Zingiber officinale, 438 nucleotides long. RefSeq lists its product as uncharacterized. The record is from RefSeq and is a predicted model, not a curated record. Bases 1 to 438 code for a protein of 145 amino acids. Lineage: Eukaryota; Viridiplantae; Streptophyta; Magnoliopsida; Zingiberales; Zingiberaceae. The transcript is spliced from 2 exons.